AUGUUUGCAUUCCGAGAUCCAAGUCCGGCAUAUGUUCCUCUUCCUCCGAGUCCAGUGCUGAAUUCCAGCCCCAGCGCCGGUCCUGCAUUGUCGGAUACGCCACCAAUGCAUAGCGCAGAGAAAGCGACCCUGGGUGUAAGAAAUCCUCAUCCUUUCAGCGGCCCCUCAUGGCGAACGAGAGGUUUAUUAGCUGCCGCGCAACUUACGGGCCUGCAACUUAAGAUCCCCAAGCAACCGCCUAUUCAUCCUGACCUCGUGAAUGCGUUUCAAGCUCUCAGUCCUGAAGAAAUUCAGCACCAAACUCACGGCGCCAGCGCCGCAUGGCUCGCGCAUCUCGAUCUCUUAAAGCACGUCUGGCAGUCCGAUCUCGAUACCGCCCUGAUCCUCGAAGACGAUGUUGACUGGGACGUAACUAUCCGAGAACAAACAGUACGGAUCGCAGACACGGUGAGGACUCUGACGCAUACGCAUAAUGGCAAUGAGUCCGCGCCGUAUGGUCGCGCCUGGGAUGUUCUUUGGAUUGGGCACUGUGGUGAGUACUGGGAGGACUGGAUUGAGACGGUCGUAUACGAAGACACCGGCGUCUGUCCGCACGAUAAAUACAUCGGCUGGGCCAAGAAUUAUGUCAAUCGUCUCCCUGACCACCGCCGGAAUGUAUACUGGUCCCUGAACCCCGUUUGCUCUUUCGCGUACGGCGUAUCCGGCGAGGGGGCGAGGAAGAUCCUGACGCAUCUCGGCGGCGCGCAGGACGAGGCGUUUGACGUUUCGAUGAUGCAUCUUUGUCAACAGAAGGUGUUGAACUGUAUCUCUGUCGUGCCGGAGGUUAUACAUCAGUAUUUCUCCGCAGAGUCCUUUGGGGCGAAGAGUAUUGUGGAUCUUGGGAAUGAGAUGCAGGAGGAUGUUAAUGAGUCGUUUGAAAGUGUUAUGGGGUCGACGGAGAAUAUCCUUGAGAGUGCACGGUGUCAUGCGUUAUGGGGGAGGUCUUGUUUGAGGGAGUGA
Aspergillus glaucus CBS 516.65 is the source of this 999-nucleotide messenger RNA. RefSeq lists its product as uncharacterized. The coding region runs from base 1 to 999 and encodes 332 amino acids. The record is from RefSeq and is a predicted model, not a curated record. NCBI's taxonomy places the organism in Eukaryota, Fungi, Ascomycota, Eurotiomycetes, Eurotiales, Aspergillaceae. The transcript is spliced from 2 exons.